CGGCGGCCGUGACGCGCGGGGGCGGGUCUGCGCACCUUCCCGGCCCGGCCGGCGAUUCAUUCAAAAGGCGCGCAGGCUGCGCGGCUGUCCGGGCGCUCGCCGAGCUGGGCCGCGGCGCCGAGUCGAACUGGGAGCCGAGGUGGAGCUGCCGCGGCGCGGCCAGGCCGGCGACCACCAGGGGCCUGAGGAUGAAGCCAAGACUGCUGUGCCGACCCCUGUCCUGCUUCCUUAUGCUGCUGCCCUGGCCUCUCGCCACCCUGACAUCAACAACCCUUUGGCAGUGCCCACCUGGGGAGGAGCCCGACCUGGACCCGGGGCAGGGCACAUUAUGCAGGCCCUGCCCCCCAGGCACCUUCUCAGCUGCAUGGGGCUCCAGCCCAUGCCAGCCCCAUGCCCGCUGCAGCCUUUGGAGGAGGCUGGAGGCCCAGGUGGGCACGGCAACUCGAGAUACUCUCUGUGGAGACUGCUGGCCUGGGUGGUUUGGGCCUUGGGGGGUUCCCCGCAUUCCAUGUCAACCGUGUUCCUGGGCACCUCUGGGUACUCAUGGCUGUGAUGAGUGGGGGCGGCGGGCCCGACGUGGCGUGGAGGUGGCAGCAGGGGCCAGCAGCGGUGGUGAGACACGGCAGCCUGGGAACAGCACCCGGGCAGGUAGCCCAGAGGAGACAGCCGCCCAGUACGCGGUCAUCGCCAUCGUCCCUGUCUUCUGCCUCAUGGGGCUGUUGGGCAUCCUGGUGUGCAACCUCCUCAAGCGGAAGGGCUACCACUGCACGGCGCACAAGGAGGUCGGGCCCGGCCCUGGAGGUGGAGGCAGUGGAAUCAACCCUGCCUACCGGACUGAGGAUGCCAAUGAGGACACCAUUGGGGUCCUGGUACGCCUGAUCACAGAGAAGAAAGAGAAUGCUGCGGCCUUGGAGGAGCUGCUGAAAGAGUACCACAGCAAACAGCUGGUGCAGACGAGCCACAGGCCUGUGUCCAAGCUGCCGCCAGCGCCCCUGAACGUGCCACACAUCUGCCCGCACCGCCACCACCUCCACACCGUGCAGGGCCUGGCCUCGCUCUCUGGCCCCUGCUGCUCCCGUUGUAGCCAGAAGAAGUGGCCUGAGGUGCUGCUGUCCCCUGAGGCUGUAGCCGCCACUACUCCUGCUCCUAGCCUUCUGCCUAACCCGACCAGGGUUCCCAAGGCCGGGGCCAAGGCAGGGCGUCAGGGCGAGAUCACCAUCUUGUCUGUGGGCAGGUUCCGCGUGGCUCGAAUUCCUGAGCAGCGGACAAGUUCAAUGGUGUCUGAGGUGAAGACCAUCACGGAGGCUGGGCCCUCGGGGGGUGAUCUCCCUGACUCCCCACAACCUGGCCUCCCCCCUGAGCAGCAGGCACUGCUAGGAAGUGGUGGGAGCCAUACUAAGUGGCUGAAGCCCCCAGCAGAGAACAAGGCCGAGGAGAAUCGCUAUGUGGUCCGGCUAAGUGAGAGCAGCCUGGUCAUCUGAGGGGCGGUCUAGUCUGAGGACACUGAGGCCCUGCCCUGGGAGGUUCCGAAGGCUUCCUGGAGGAGGUGGAGCUGCAGCUGGGACUGUGAGGACCGAGAAGCAAUGGCCCAGCAGACGAGACAGCAAAGACCAAGGCCUGGAGGUGGGAGCGUCCGCCCCAGUGAGGAGGCAGGUGGCCGGCGGGCACUGUGUACAGGAGCAGGCUGAGCCCCGCCCCUGGCCCUGCUGCCAUGUUGCUCCCCUGCAGGAUGCCCCAACCCCCAUGCCUGCCCUGGCUGGAUCCUAGGAGCCCACGGGAUUCUCUGUAUCAUCAGAGGGCUGGGCCUGGCAGAGGGGAGGGGCCCGUGCCCGUCACCCCUGGCCCCAUUGGUAAUUAGCCACACCCUUGCCUCUGUACAGGGCCGUAGAGCAGAUGUGCCUCCCCCUCCUCUUCCAGCAGGUCUAUAAAGGGAAGGGGCAACAGAAAGUCCUGGGCUAGGAGAAUUGAGUCCCUGGGUUCUAAUCUUGGGCACGUCUGUGGCCAUCGCUGGGUCCAUUUUUCUGACUGUGAAGUAAGGAGAGAUGUCUCAGUACCCAGGGCCUCUUCAGCUCUUUGUAGGUUCUGGGCUGGGUCGUGGGGGACUGGGGAGCUGUGCUCUACCAUCCCUCCUAUUAGUAGCUUUAUCUAGCCCCGUUUUUGCUGCUUCCAGGGCCUCUGCCUUCAAGGUCCCCACGGGGCUGUCCAUCCGUGGCUCUGCCUACGGAAGGGGCUUAAUGCAUGUGCCUGCCCCUCCUCCAGCUGUUUUUAAUGAAACUGAAAAAACAGACUUGAUCCUGGCAGGACUGUGAUACAGAGCCCUAGCCUGCCCAGCCAGCCCCAAGAUCUCAGGAGCUUUAGGGAGAAGAGUGUUGGUGGGGCUGGAGCACACCUCGGGCCUCAGUGGUUUCUGCGUCCCUGUGGUGCCAGUGCUUCUGGGCAGUGCAGGCGGCUGCCAGGCCCAGCCCCAACCUCCACUCUGGCUCAGCAACCUGGUUAUUUAUGUGGGGCCGUGCAGGCAUGGGCCCACUGCCUGUCCGUCCUGUUUCUCUUAUUUAUUGAAACUCACCAUUGCCCUAUCCUUGUGUCUCCACCCCCUUCCAUGUGUUGAAUAAUAAAAGGUGGGAAAGUGCUGUCA
Molecule: messenger RNA, 2635 nt
Organism: Symphalangus syndactylus (siamang)
Lineage: Eukaryota; Metazoa; Chordata; Mammalia; Primates; Hylobatidae
Gene: RELT
Product: RELT TNF receptor
Biological process (GO): amelogenesis; apoptotic process
Molecular function (GO): protein binding
Source: RefSeq, a predicted model, not a curated record